AUGGCUGUUUGCACCAACGGUCUACGUGCCUCCGUACGCCAGAAUGCCGUAAAUACUUUGAUAACUUUGAAGAAACUUGCGGGUACUCUCUGUCAAGGCGGUGUCGACCUUAUUUUUGAACGUUUACUCCCGGGUAAACAAAGAUUCCCCGAGGAAUGUAAUCAAUUUCGUGAGCUUAUCUGGAAUCAUCCUUGUGAACGACGAAUGCGAGAUGCCGGUGAAGAGAGGAGAGCCUUGGAGCAGCCAUUCCUCAGUGAACCAAUCCCACCAUACAAGAAUAUGUCACUGAAGCGUACUACCAGGACGCCAUUAUCGGAUCAAAUCCGUCAACUGAAAUCAGAAUUGAGCUUUGAAUUAGGUACACGUGAAGUGCUUCGUACAGCUACUUGUGAUUCUGCCUUAAAUGAUGUUUGCUUGCGGCAUGUAUCUUGUCGACAGCUAUGGAAAUUAUUUCGGUCAAGUUGUGGCGUUGAUCAGGAUAAUCGUUGCACUAUGGCUGAUCGAGAUACCUGCUGGCAAUCUUUCGAGGGUCUUUCAUGGACAGGUCUAGGAAAUUGUCAUUGUGACUCGGAUAAUUCGGAUUGUCACUGGAUCCGACUGCAUACGAAUUACAAUAAAUGCAUUCACGAUAUUGCUGCAUCCGGACAAAUUCCGCGAAGUAUCCAUGCUUCCGGAACCCAUGCUCAUCAAGCUCACCAUCAUCAUCAACAUGAGCGUAGACCACAGGUUAAAUAUGUGGAACCAGAGGAUACCCGUCGUAUAGCUCCAGCGGUAGUAGCACCACCAGCAGCACCGAUCACUUCAGCUCCUACCGCA
Messenger RNA from Strongylus vulgaris, 816 nucleotides. The record is from the annotation of a GenBank genome assembly. NCBI's taxonomy places the organism in Eukaryota, Metazoa, Nematoda, Chromadorea, Rhabditida, Strongylidae.